AGGAGCUUUCGCGCUUUUGUCUCACCAGUAUAAAACUCACAGAUUGGGGAGAAGUGUCACUCAGUUAGCAAAGAAAACAUUCUAGAGGAAAGCAAUAAAUACUAUUCCUAAUACUAAACUAUGGCUGCUGUUGAAUUCUCCGAAGAAAAGAUUGAAAAUAUCAAAGAAGCUUUCGAGCUUUUUGAUACAACUGGCGAUGGAAAAAUAGCAUAUCAUCAGGUCGGUGAUGUUACCAGAGCUAUGGGGGAAGAUCCAACUAACGAAGACGUUACGAAAUUUAUGGGAAAUCCGUCUGCCGAUGACCUGAAAACAAAACGAAUAACAGUUGAGGAAUUUCUUCCAAUUUUUCAAAAAAUUAUCCAAGAGGGACAAAAAGGAACAUUCGAAGAUUUUGUGGAGGGAUUGAGAGUAUUCGAUAAAGACGGCAAGGGAACAGUAAUGGGCGCUGAAAUUCGACAUGUUUUGACAACUUUGGGAGAGAAACUGACAUCGGCUCAGGUCAGUUUGAUGAUGAAAGGACAGGAAGACAAUACUGGAGAAAUGAAUUACGAAGCUUUCAGCAAAUUUUUACUUUCGGAAGGAGAACCUGAAAAGAAAUGAAGCUGAAAAAUCCAGGCUAUUGAUAUGUUCACAACUCGACUUUCCUUCAAUAUCGUUACAUGCAAAUUGAUUGCUUCAUAAUUUUCUGUAAUAAAUGGAAUAUACAUA
Messenger RNA from Styela clava, 708 nucleotides. Its product is annotated as myosin light chain 3, skeletal muscle isoform-like. The record is from RefSeq and is a predicted model, not a curated record. Gene Ontology annotation, cellular component: myosin II complex. Gene Ontology annotation, molecular function: calcium ion binding. Lineage: Eukaryota; Metazoa; Chordata; Ascidiacea; Stolidobranchia; Styelidae.